GUAAUUUAGUGUACAGACAAAUUGAAAUGGUUCACGACUAACUGGAUGUAAAAGAGCUAUACUGGUUUUGUGACCAAAGCUAUAACAUUAUUUAAUAUAAAAUAUCGCUGCAGCAAGAACUGUAUCUUGUGAUGCACGUUAAAUCACAUAUAGUUGUAAUAUAACAAUUUAGUUAGAUACAGUAGCUAGCUAACAGUCAGUAGCUACUUCUACACUUGUGCUGGAUCGAUGUAAAAUAGUUCUGCUGGUUUGUGACACAUCGUGCAACUGGAUGCUGAAAAUUACCUCUCGUGAGAUAUAGCAUCGGAAGAACUACAGAUGGACGUUUUAGAAAUUGUUUGACUAUUUUUUUUCCCUACCGGUUAGCCAAUAUAUUUGGCAAACGGAUGUGGCUGCCACCUGCUAGCUAACGUUAGCAAUUGCUUGCAGUUAGCUAUUUUCCACUGCAAAUUGGUGACAUGGCCAUGACAUGCUGUUAGCUACUGUAAUCACAGCUGUCAUUUGAAUGUCCACGUUUCCAUGUCAAUGAGAAGUAGCUAUAGUUUGCUAGAGACCCCCCACUCUGGAAUUUGGUCUGGCACUGUUCGCCACCGAGUUCCCGUCCACGCAAGCUAGCUGAUUUGUUGCUACUAUUACUACUUGUCAAGAAUAGGAGGCGGUGGCAGCUUUGGUGGAUACAUUUCUGCCUCAGCUUUAUAGAGAUCACUGCCGAGGUGAAAUACUGCAGUUCAUGUUUCGACAAGAAGUCAGUGUACUGUCUUUUAUUCCGUCUUGUUCCUACCUUUUCCAACACGAGAAGAGGAAUAUGUCUAGAUAUAACAUUUACAGUCUUUUAGACUGGUUGUAUGGCGGCGUGGACCCAAAGUUUGAAGGCAACGGGGGCCCAGAAUGUGCCGCCUUUCUUGCACCGCAACAACGUAUCAGCGAGAGUUUUGUCAUGGUUCUGAUUUCCAUCGUGGAAGUUGUCGUCGCAUUGAGAAAAAUCAAUAUUUGUAAAGAACUCAAAGAGAUUGCGAAAGAUGGGCCAAGGACGAAACAGGACAGUUUCGGCAAGAACCUGUUGCUGGUUGCUCUGUGUAUGACGUUUGGAGUAGAGGUCGGAUUCAAAUUCGCCACCAAGACAGUAAUAUACCUACUGAAUCCAUGUCAUGUUAUGACCAUGGUGCAGAUCUUCCUGCUGGCCUGUCCGCCAUGUAAAACAGCCAUGGUCAUCUUUAGGCUUCAGGUCCAUAUGCUGAAUGGUGCUUUACUGGCCCUUGUCUUCCCUGUGGUCAACACUAGACUGCUUCCGUUUGAGAAGGAGGUCUACUACAUUCAGCAUUCCAUGCUCUACCUGGUGCCGGUAUACCUCUUCAGGAAAGGAGGUGUGUACAAGCCGGAGCCCUUAGGGGACAUGUGGUGGGCUAUCCUCUCCACUGGCAUCUUGUUCCUCUAUCACUUCCUGUUCCUGCAGGGCCUGGGCCUGAUGACCGAGGUCAACCUGAAUAACAUGUUGUGUCCAGCGGUGUCUGACCCAUUUUACGGGCCUUGGUACCGGGUUUGGGCUGCGGGUCACCAGACCCUGCUGACCCUGGUCCAUGGGAAGGCCCUGACCCUCUUCUCUUACCACACCGGCCCCACCUGCAGGUACCUGCUGGACACCGCAAGACUUCGCAGCAAGGUCGACUGAACAGACCGACAAACAGACUCACACGGACGUAGCCUUUUUAAAUCCAAUGCCUGUUCUUACGUUGGGAUUUUCUAUCAACAUUUUUAAUGCAUCUUGUACAACUUACCUUUUUUUACUGUAAAGAAUUAGGCAUUUCAGGGUGAAAUUAAACAACGUUAUUAUUUUUGUGUUAGGGAUGGCUUGCAUUGUUUGCAUGCACACAUGAUGGGAAGACUGCUGGAGUUGGUAGUAAUUGGUGUGUGGCUGGCCAGGGGAAAUGAGCUUUUUCUUUUGUCUUGGUCAGAUUUCCUGAACCUGAGUUACUCAUGUUUCUGAAAGUGACUUUUUUUUAUUUCUAAAGUUGCCUUUUGUAGUUAUGUUCAGAAAAAUGGGGCUAGCCUACAUAUCACUGAAUUGUCAUUGUUACUGUACAUCUUAAACUCUUAAUUUGUGCUUGCUAUGACAGUUGGCCCAGGUAUGGGUCAAGUUGCCAUUUUGUGUUUGUAUUUAAGAUUUAAGACUUUAUCUUUGACAUGUUUAAUCCAUUGUAAAAGCCAUCACUUUGUGAUAUUUUGUUUGUUAGAAGAGUAACGGUUGUGAUGCAUUUGUCUCUGUCAUAUCUGUGGUCACAGCCUCUGCUGACAAGGAGAAACCUGUUCCUCACAUCUUUGCUGGAUCAAGUGGUAUAAAUGAGAGGGCUCCUGCAUCUUUGUCCCAUCUCUCCAUCACUGAUUUACUCAACUGCAGAGGUGAAAGAGAAUGUAAGGGGCCUUUUUACAGACAAGUGUUUGUCCUGUUGGAUCAUUAUGGACGAGGGGAAUUUACAGGAAGGUAUCUUGAUGUACAGUGCCUUUAAAGUAUUCAGACCCUUUGACUUUUUCCAAAUGUUGUUAGCUUACAGCCUUAUUCUAAAAUUGAUGGGCAAAAAAAAACAUGUAAUACAUCUACACACAAUACCCCACAAUGACCAAGCAAAAACAGUUUUUUAGAAAUUCUUGCAAAGUUAUGAAAUAAACAAAUACCUACAGUGCCUUCUGAAAGUAUUCAGAGUCCUUACAUUCAAACCCUUUACUCAGUACGUUGUUGAAGCACCUUUUGGCAGUAAUUACAGCCUCAAGCCUUAAUGGGUAUAUUGCCACAAGCUAGGCACACCUGUAUUUGGGGAGUUUUUCCCCAUUCUUCUCUGCAGUUGUUUGAUUGGGUAAAAAUCUGUGCUCUGGCUGGGCCACUCAAGGACAUUCUGAGACUUGCCCCGAAGCUACUCCUGUGUUGUCCUGUUGGAAGGUGAACCUUCGCCCCAGUCAUAGGUCCUGAGCGCUCUGGAGCAGGUUGUCAUCUGUACUUUGCUCCGUUCAUCUUUCCCUCAAUCCUGACUAGUCUCCCAGACCUUACUGCUGAAAAACACCCCCACAGCAUGCUGCUGCCACCACCAUGCUUCACUGUAGGGAGGGUGCCAGGUUUCCUCCAGAUGUGACGUGUGACGCUUGGCAUUCAGGCCAAAGAGUUCAAUCUUGUUUUCAUCAGACCAGAUAAUCUUGUUUCUCUUGGUCUGAGUGUCCUUUAGGUGUCUUUUUGCAAACUCCAAGCGGGCUGUCGUGUGCCUUUUACUAAGGAGUGGCUUCCGCCUGGCCACUCUACCAUGAAAGCCUGAUUUGGUGAAGUGCUGCAGAGAUGGUUGUCCUUCUGGAAGGUUCUCCCAUCUCCACCGAGGAACUCUGGAGCUCUGUCAGGGUAACCAUUGGGUUCUUGGUCACCUCCCUGACCAAGGCCCUUCUCCCGAUUGCUCAGCUUGGUUGGGUAGCCAGCUCUAGGAAGAGUCUUUGUGGUUCCAAAUCUCUUCCAUUUAAGAAUGAUGCAGGCCACUGUGUUCUUGGGGACCUUAAAUGCUGCAGAAAUGUUUUGGUACCCUUCCCCAGAUCUGUGCCUCGACACAAUCCUGUCUCUGAGCUCUACAGACAAUACCUUUAACCUCGUGGCUUGGUUUUUGCUCUGACAUGCAGUUAAUGUGGGACCUUUUUAUAUAGACAAGUGUGUGCCUUUCCAAAUCAUGUCCAAUCAAUUGAAUUUAUCACAGGUGGACUCCAAUCAAGUUGUAGAAACAUCUCAAGGAUGAUUAAUGGAAACAGGAUGCACCUGAGCUCAAUUUAGAGUCUCAUAGCAAAGGGUCUGAAUACUUAUGUAAAUAAUUUAUUUCUGUUUUUUUUAAUGUGCAAACAUUUUUGCUUUGUCGUUAUGGGGUAUUUUGUAUAGAUUGCUGAGUAUUUGUUUUAUUUAAUCCAUUUUAAAAUAAGGCUGUAAUGUGGAAAAAGCCAAGGGGUCUGGAUACUUUCUGAAUGCACUAGGUUUUGGAUACAGCACAGUUGUCAAAAGGGUGAGAGGAACGAUGUCCUGUGCCUGUUGAGAGAGGGGAUCUGAAAGGUAGAGAUGUCCUUCAGAGAUGAUUCAUUAAAGGUAUUUAGGGCUCUAUUAAAUCCGUAUUGCGGAAGUUCGGCAUUACAGCGUGAUUGAAAUGUAAAGGCAUUGUUCCUGAGUUAGCGGUAAACGCUUCAUAUGUUGACUUCAGUGAUACAGAUUGAAGAGCCUUUUGAUCAUGGGGCAUAUUCAGUGGUUUGCUAUCAAGGUUGCGGAUGAAAUGUAUGUGUAACGUCAGUUCUCAAUCAAAUGCCUGUUCUAUACAUUACACUUCAAUCUACAUUCUGGGUGUUGGUUAUUUUUAAGGGGCAGCCCAAUUUCAGUCCAUAUAUCUACAUAACCGAUCACAUACUUUGUUUAAUGUAUCUGUUUAUUGAUUACCUGCAUAGCUCUACUUCGGGAGUCAUUGGGAACCCCUGUUUUAAGGGAAUUAUGUUUUAAAUACAAUUUCCUAUUCCCUAUCACUUCGAUCGAUCCAAUUUUGUAAUGAGGGAUUGUGUUCCCUUACACAUUAGAAAAACAAGGGAUAUGGUAUACUUUUGUACACUUUUCUGGGUGGAUGUGCAAUGUGCUGUAUUGACAAUAAAUGUGAUUUCUGCCCUUAAA
This is a messenger RNA of Oncorhynchus nerka (sockeye salmon), 4666 nucleotides long. RefSeq names its product transmembrane protein 164-like. NCBI's taxonomy places the organism in Eukaryota, Metazoa, Chordata, Actinopteri, Salmoniformes, Salmonidae. Bases 731 to 1669 code for a protein of 312 amino acids. The transcript is spliced from 6 exons. The record is from RefSeq and is a predicted model, not a curated record.